UAUUUUUGAAACCCACAAAAAAAUUUCCAAAAAAGAUUUUUUUUUUUUGGAACAUAGAAUCCAGGAGAAUCAAAUGCAAGAAUCAUCAAAUGAAAACAAAAACCAUGCGCCAUUCGAUGAUGAUGAUUUUGUUGGGAAUUUCCAGAUUCUAUAGAUUCUGACGACGACGUUGUUGUUUAUUCUCCCUGAACGGUAUUAACCGAAUUAUUGGAGAAAAAAAAAUCAUUUCAGGGAUAUAAUUUUUCAACGCUGCUCUUUGAUGUUUGUCAUCCUAUAUCAUCCUACGCAAAAAAAAUGUUGUUCAAAUCCAGCUUGCUGACGAUUUAACUUUUUGUUGUUGUUGUUGUUCUUGGAAUCAAAUCAUAUCUUGUAUUCUUUGUUCGUAAAAAUCGCCAAUGAUAAUGGCCGAUAAUAAUGAUGAUCAUUCGAAGAAAUCUACCAUCGAUGUUAUCGAUGGUGAUGAUAAAUCCAAUUCAAAUAAACAAAUAAAUUAUGAAAAUCCAAAUUAUCGUAAACUUUAUGCAAAAUUAUCAAUAAAUCAAAUGAUGAUUGGUGGUGAUGAUCAUGAAAAUAAUGAAAAAUCGAUUAAUCAAACUGAAUCGAAUCCAUUUAGUUAUGAUGACGACGACGACGAUGAUGAAGAUGAUUCCCUAGACGACGAAGAAGAAGAUGAUGAUGAUGAAUAUGAAGAUCUUUCAUCCGAAAAUGAUGAAAAUGUUAAACAAAAUCUUUUAACAAAGGAAAAAGAAAAAGAAAAAUCAAAAGAUUCGAAUUCGAAUUCGAAUUCACAACAGCAAACAUUCGAUUUACCCGAUGGUUGGGAAAGACAUGAAGAUGAAUUAGGUUCAUAUUUUUGGCAUAUACCAACCGGUACAAUACAACGUGAACGACCAUAUCUAAAUACAUUGGAUAAAUCAAUGAUACGCAGUGAUUCAUUAGUAUUUUUAGAUAAAUCUGCUAUUAUUAAUAUUGGUGAUUAUAAUUUAUCGGAAGAUUUGAUUGAAGAAGAAAAUCCAUUGGCUGAAUCAAAAGAAUCGAAUCAAAACGACGAUGACGACGAUGAUUAUCACCAGGAAAAUGAACAUCGAGAGCAGAAAAAAUCCUUGAUUAAUCGUAAAAAAAUUAUUGCCAAUAUGAAAUUAACAUUUCCAGAAACCGAUGACGACGACGACGAUGAUGAUCCAGAUUCCUUAUCGAUUGAAAAUGAAUUAACAUUUAUUGUACAUUCAUUAGGAUGGUUGGAUGUUGAUGAAUCGCAAAUAAAUUCUCAGACUGGUUCAACCGUAAUAAAACGUUGUAUUUAUGAGCUGACAACCCGAGCGGAAAAUGCUGCACGUUGUUGGGGACCAAAUGAAACACAAUCAUUAAUAUUGAAAAUAAAUUCGGAACGAAUAUCACUGCUGGAACCAACAACAUCAACAACAUUAUCCAUUCAGUUGAUACGUGAAAUACGUAUGUGGGCUGUUGAUGAUAAUAAUAAUUUUGCCUAUGUUGUUAAAGAUCGUAAAAAUGGUAAACCUGGUACGGUUAAAUGUCAUAUAUUUCAUUGUGAUGAUGAUAAUGAUGAUAAUAUGGAUACCACGAAUGCAUCAAAUCAAUCAUCACAAACAGCACAACGUUUAGCAUUAUAUUUGAAAAAUGCAUUGAUACAGAUUAAAAAUCGUAAUCAUAAUCAAGAAUCGAAUGAUCGUCCUGAUCAGCUUUUAUUGAAAUCCAGCAAUCAACAUCCGAAUCAUCAAUUUAAUUCAAAAAUGGAAAAUUUUGAAUUUCCAACACCGAUUGAAGAACCAAAAAAACAAAUCCAUGCAUUAUAUAUUGGUUUCAUACCUGUUUCCAAACCAAUGGGUAUUGAAAUAUUAAAUAUGGCUAUUGAAGAAAUUAUUAAUACAUUACGUUGUUGUUCAUUAACAAAUGAUUAUUCAAAUGAAAAUGAAUUAAUGCGUCCAGUUAUGAUAACAAUAUCACCAUCAAAUUUGAUUGUUGAAUGUCAACAAACUGGUUGUACAUUAGUUGAAUGUCGUGUUAGAUAUCUAUCAUUUCUUGGCAUCAGUUUAGACAAUAUAAAACGUUGUGGUUUUAUAAUGCAAGUAAAUGAAAAUGAAUUUGUUUGUCAUUGUUUUCAAGUUGAACCAAGUGCAGGUGCAUUAUGUAAAUUAAUUGAAGCUGCUUGUAAAUUACGUUAUCAAAAAUGUUUGGAUGCACAUUCAAAUAAACAAAAACAACAACCUACUGCUAAAUCGACGAAAAAUAAAAUAACAUCACCAACAACAACAUCGACAUCGACAUUAACAAAUUCAUCACCAGUUGCCGCAUUGAAAUCAUCAAUAUCGGGUGUAUUUUCAAAAAUUUUAAAUAAAACUUCAACAACAGCCGCAGCAGCAGCUACUUCAUCCAAUUCUCUUGAUUGUUGAUUUCAGUGUGAAAAAAAAUUUACAAAAUUCUGAUUAUAAUUUGCUUAAUUCUUUAAUUAUAAUUUU
This is a messenger RNA of Dermatophagoides pteronyssinus (European house dust mite), 2477 nucleotides long. RefSeq names its product protein Fe65 homolog. The record is from RefSeq and is a predicted model, not a curated record. Lineage: Eukaryota; Metazoa; Arthropoda; Arachnida; Sarcoptiformes; Pyroglyphidae. Gene Ontology annotation, biological process: regulation of DNA-templated transcription. Gene Ontology annotation, molecular function: amyloid-beta binding; transcription factor binding. Gene Ontology annotation, cellular component: cytoplasm; nucleus.